Molecule: messenger RNA, 1312 nt
Organism: Colias croceus (clouded yellow)
Lineage: Eukaryota; Metazoa; Arthropoda; Insecta; Lepidoptera; Pieridae
Exons: 4
Coding region: 143-1219 (358 amino acids)
Source: RefSeq, a predicted model, not a curated record
CUCUCCACCUACCUAUAUUCAAUGUACUCUGUGCUCUCCACUUUAAUUGUGUUUUAGUGUCGAAUUGUGUGAAAGUAGCCUGUGUUACUCUUUACUUAGCCUGUGUUAAUUCUUAUAUUAUAUAAAUUAUUUAUUCCUGAAAAUGGCUAACACCUCGAGUGAGCGAAACCGAUGCAUAAAUUGUUCUUUCUUGAUACCGAGAAACAUGAAGAGGCAUCACUUGGAAGAAGCGUCGAAUUUAAUGCUCAGUUUAUUACGAUCAUGGAUAGCCCCUACUCAGGUUUCUUCAGAAAACAUCAUUUGUAAUGAAUGUUUUGAAUUACUUCAAAAUCGAGCAAACACUACAAGUGAAGGAAGCAUUUUACCUUUGUCUGCUUUUGGACAUAGAAGAGUCUGUCUUCCUUGUGGAAAUUCCAUUCUACGAUCAAGGACAUAUCCUGUUCGACAUGAUCGUGAAGAGAGAAAUGUUUUAAUACGUUUUGUUCCACAACAUCUGGUCUCAAGAAUGGAACGUGUGUGUGCUGCAUGUUGGAGGUCAGCAACAAGAGAAGUACAAAGGCAGCAACAGCGUGACUCAAAUCGCCCCACUCUGGCUGACACUGAAUUAAGUGGUGAUUCUGUUGUUCCUGUGCCACCUCCUCUGCCACCAACAACCCCACAAAUUGUUCAACCAGUGACGACAAAAAUAAUUUCAUCAAUGUAUAGACGUGCUGCUAACACUCCAGGUCACUGUAUAUUUGUUGGUUGUUUUGAACCUGAACGCCUACUUAUACCAUCUACUAUCAAAGACCUAGUAUUGUUUAAUCAUAAGUUUUACAUACCAUCUGGUGCACGCAUUUGUCGUCACCAUUUAAAUCAUGGUUCUUGGGACCAGUUAACUUCUCAAUUGAGAGAUUUUACUGGUAGACAAUUUGAUAAUAUUAUGACUAUGAUGCAGCGAGCUGCCAACCAUAGAUUUGAUUUUUCAAAUAUUGCAUUGAUGCCUCCUCACUUAUUCCAUUAUUGGCUUGGUAUGAAUCUUGAACAGUUUUAUGAAUUACUAAAUUGUAUACCCAAUCUAGCAGAACAAGUACCAGACGCUACCUUAGCAUUAUGCAUUUAUUUAGUUAAAUUAAGAACAGGUGACAGCAACAACAGAUUAGCCACUCUUUUCAAUAAACCUAGAGCUACAUUGGAACAUUUGAUGAAUAAAGCUAGAAAUUGCUUUAUUAAUGACUAGCUGCUCCGCGCGGUUUCACCCCCGUGGCUCCAUUCGUAGCGUGAUGAUAUAUAGCCUAUAACCUUCCUCGAUAAAUGGGCUAUCUAACACCGA